Molecule: messenger RNA, 2626 nt
Organism: Oncorhynchus mykiss (rainbow trout)
Lineage: Eukaryota; Metazoa; Chordata; Actinopteri; Salmoniformes; Salmonidae
Product: diacylglycerol O-acyltransferase 2
Biological process (GO): triglyceride biosynthetic process
Cellular component (GO): endoplasmic reticulum membrane
Molecular function (GO): diacylglycerol O-acyltransferase activity
Source: RefSeq, a predicted model, not a curated record
AGUGAUUGUUAUCUGCAGCCUCACUGGAACUGUGAUCAAAGUACAUUCACACAGGGCACUGGUGCUCUCAGGAAAGUUGCACUUGUUCGCGCAGUCACGUUGUGAACAACUUUGGGAAAAGGACAGAAAAGGUUGAAGGGAUGAAGCAAGAAAAGACUCAGAUGAAGGAUUUCCUGGAGAAUAUCAGUGUUCUGCAAGCGGUGCUGACACUCCCCCUCUUAGGUCCGGCGUGUAUUGGGUUGAUGGUGUACCUUAUGUUUACGUCUCUGUGGCUGCUGCCUACUCUCUACUUCAUAUGGCAGUUAAAGGACCGGCACACACCUGAAAGAGGGGGUAGGAGAACUGCAUUUGUGAGAAACUGGAAAGUGUGGAAGCUGGUAAGGGACUACUUCCCAAUGAAGUUGGUGAAGACAGCGGAGUUGAACCCAAACAAGAACUACAUCUUAGGGUGUCAUCCACAUGGGGUCUUGAGUCUCGGAGCUUUUACUACUUUCACCACGGAGGCCUGUGGCUUUAUGGACCUCUUCCCUGGGGUGCGCUCCUGUCUCUGCAUCCUGAGUGGCCUCUUCAAGAUCCCCCUCUACAGGGAAUAUGUCAUGGCCACAGGUUGUUGUCCAGUCAGCAAGCCCAGUCUCAAGCACCUUUUGUCUAAAAGUGGGAAAGGCAACGCGCUGGUGAUUAUUAUAGGGGGCGCUGCUGAGUCUCUGCUGAGUGUGCCUGGGGUCAACGCUGUGGUUAUGAAGCAGAGGAAAGGCUUUGUCAAGGUGGCCCUGGAGUUUGGGGCUGACCUGGUGCCCGUCUACUCGUAUGGGGAAAACGAUAUGUUCCGCCAGGUGAUCUUCUCAGAAGGCAGUGUGGGCUGGAGGUUACAGCAGCUCUGUAAGAAGAUCAUGGGCUUUGCCCCUUGUCUGUUCAUGGGUGAACGCUGGUUCUGGAUGCCUUACCACUGCCCUGUCACCAUUGUCGUGGGUAGUCCUAUCCCAGUGCCAAAGAGGCCUUCUCCCACUCAGGAGGAGGUGGACCACUAUCAUGGCCUAUACAUGGAGUCCCUGGCCAAGCUCUUCAAUGAGCACAAAGUCAGCUGUGGACUCUCAGACAGCCACGAGCUGCUGAUCACAUAAGCCAAUCAUUUUGACAACGUGAAUGAGGUGAUUUGUCAUGGUGUCCUUCUCUGUACUGUAGCCCACCGAUCUCCACAGUGAGUAUGUUUACACGCACAGUAAUAAUUCUAUAUUAACUGAUCAUAUCGAUGAUAUACUGAUUAUGACAGUACUGCGAGUUUGGCAGUAGUCAUGAUUAUCUUAAUCGGCGUAAAGCGAAGCAUAAACGGACUAAAAUACCUAUAUUUUUUUGCAAUCUUUUAAAUUAUUUGGAUACCUUAUUCAGAGAUCCUGCGGUGUAGUUGAUCUGCACAUGUGCUAUCAUAAGCGCGAGCCUCCCUCUUUGGCGCAUGUGAAUUGAAUUCAUAUAAUCUGAAAGUAUGCAUCUAAGAAAUAGGUUUCACAGACAAACUCUAUAUUUCCGAAGUCAAAGUCUUCCCAAAAAAUGAUAUGAUUGCUGUGAUAGGACCUUAAUUUGUAUUGGUCAUUUUCUACAUUUCUUUAAGUCCCAUCACCCUUAUUAUCAGCUGACCAUGUAAACAGGAUGUUUAGGGAAUUAUUUCUUCUUGCAAAUCAUAACAAUGUUUUAAUCAAAUUAUUAUAUGAAUCAGAGUAUUCACAACGAUCCUAUUACUGAAUGCAUGUUAACAUACUCAGUGAGACUACUCGAAUGAAAGCAUUCCAACUCAGUAUCUGAUCCAGCGAUGUCCCAAUCAUUGAUCCCUGGAUCCACCAAGCUGCCUGUCUAAUUGACGCAUCGCUUUGACUGCAUUUACUGUAAGAAUGAAUUCAAGGGGAAAUUGUAUGUGGUUUAUAUGUAGCAAUAAUUUAACCAUGAAUCUGAAUACCUUUAAGAUCCACUCAAUUUCAUAACAAACAGUAAUUGAUUGUGUGACUUAGGAUUUAUGAAGAAAUACUGUGCUUACAUGUUGAGUAUAAUCAAUCAGACCUUGUGGCCACCAGCAGCACCUGAGCAAUGUUAAUCAGGGAUCAUAACAUUCUUUCAUGUUUAACAGUUGACUUUGAAUAACUUGUGCAGUAGAGCUGCCGAAUACUGACUAUUUGCAAUACAGUAAUAUAUAGAAACUAUGUAUUUCUGCUGAUAUGUAUUUUAAUAAAUUUGGCUUGUGGUGAAGGUUCACUUUGACCACAGGAUUUUGCCACAAUGUUUUAAUUUAUUUAAUCCUUCCUGUGAACUGCGAAGUGGAUGCAGAUAGCGGCGGUGAGAGGUUUUGGACAUAAACAGAGUGGGAGUGUCUUUCAGUGCUAUGAUUCACAAGCUGUAGAGAUCUAUCAUAACAUUUCAAUAUUUCUCUCUCAUCACAUACACAUAUUACGGAAUACUCUUCUCUACAGGACAAAGUAGUUGUUACCCAACUAUCCCAAUCAUCUUUGACAUGGAAAAUGAAUGUAGAUUUAAAAUACACCACCGUUCAAAAGUUUGGGGUCACUUCGAAAUGUCCUUGUUUUUGAAAGAAAAGCACAUUUUGUGUCCAUUAAAAUAACAUCAAAUUGAUUAUAAAUAC